Messenger RNA from Aedes albopictus (Asian tiger mosquito), 2064 nucleotides. Its product is annotated as serine/arginine-rich splicing factor 5-like. Gene Ontology annotation, molecular function: mRNA binding. The record is from RefSeq and is a predicted model, not a curated record. NCBI's taxonomy places the organism in Eukaryota, Metazoa, Arthropoda, Insecta, Diptera, Culicidae. Gene Ontology annotation, cellular component: cytoplasm; nucleus. Bases 862 to 1779 code for a protein of 305 amino acids. The transcript has a single exon.
AGUGCUGCUAAUAAAACAAAACAAAAAGCCGUUCGUUGGAUUACUAAUCGGUAAUAAAUCAAUAACUUUUUCCACAAGCAUCCAAUCAUUUUGCGAUCUUCGAAGAAAAGUUCCUUAAAUGGUUUUUCUAUGAGGAGCGUUGAUCGAUUUGAAUUAAGGAGACAAGGGGCGACCUCUAGGAUUUUUUAUUUGAAAGUGUAACUUUUCCCAUAGUAAAUCCUAUGAAAACUUUGAACCGCUUGCGCUAAAUUAUAGUUUCACCGAUUGCGAUGAAAUUUUGCACAGUUCAUAUGGGACCUAACUGGAAUCAAAAAAGUCGACUGGAGCAAGAAUUUGAUAUUUGUCCCAUACUACUGCACAUUUUUAGUAAACAUCCAUGCCGCACAUGACUGUGUUGGAAACACACAUUUUUUUAAAAUUGCUCGUACGCUCACAUGAGCAUGUAUUUUGCAAUAAUUUCGACAUGGCAACCUCACUGGGUUUAUAAACCACCUUCAAAUACCGAAAAAUAUUGAUAUUUUGCAAAAAUGUGAGCGUACGAGCAAUUUUAAAAAAUGUGUGUUUCCAACACAGUCCCUGUGCGGCAUGGGCGCUACUCAAAAAUGAGAGCUUUUAUUUUAGAGAGAUCGCACAGUUUUGGUAUGAUGUAUGAAGCAGACGGAUACUACCGAACGAGCCUGAUUGCUACCCGUAAAAUAGACACGAUCGUUUGAGCUACCCACAACAGCUUAGGUAUAAAACAGAUCGGCCCCUAUCGGUGCUAUAAAAACGAUCGGUUCUGAUCGUAUCAUCACCAUACGCAUCAAAGUUAUAUUUCGAGUAACAUCGUUUCUAAAACAAGUGCAACAGUUUAUUUUCAACAUGGGAAGUCGAGUUUAUAUCGGGAAACUCCCAGUCGAUACUAGGAAACGUGAUAUCGAGCGAUUUUUCGAAGGAUUCGGAAGAAUAAGGGAAAUCCUGCUGCGGGGCAGUUACGGAUUUGUGGAGUUUGAAGACUAUCGGGACGCAGAAGAUGCCAUCUACGAGCGACACGGUGCGAAACUGCAGGGGCAGAAGGUGGUUGUCGAAGCAGCAAGGAAACCACCGCGAACGGGAGCACCAAGGUUCCGACCAGGACCACCGUUGAGAACCAGUCAUCGUUUGAUUGUGGAGAACUUGUCUUCCCGGGUGGAUUGGCGAGAGCUGAAAGGUUAUAUGCGGAAAGCGGGCCAAAUCACCUUUGCGGACGCCCAUCGGGAUCGGUUGCACGAAGGCAUUGUGGAGUUUGAAACCCGGCACGAUAUGAAGCGGGCGUUGAAGAUGUUCGACGACACGGAGCUCAACGGACGAUACAUCAGACUGGUUGAAGCACGUGGAAGAUCCCGAAGUAGAAGCAGUAGCCGCUCAAGGUCACGAUCCUGGUCGAGGUCUCGCAGUCGAUCUCAAGGCCGCAAAUUGAGAUCUGUCGUUCGAUCUACGAAGAGAUCACGGUCUCGCUCGGUGGAGAGUUCGCGGUCUCGUUCAAGAUCAAGUUCAUCAUCGGAGGACGGCAGUCGAUCACGGUCCAGAUCGCCAUCCAGAAGUCAUCGAUCAAAGCGAUCAAGAUCGCAUUCGGAAGACUCUACUCGAAGUCAUCGAUCGAAGCGCUCCAAAACUGAUUCGAAGCAUUCCGUUCGAUCGGUCAGUCCACGAUCGGAGCGAUCCAGAUCCAGAAGCCAUCGAUCAACACGGUCACGGUCGCAGUCGAAACGUUCAGUCCAAAGUCAUCGAUCGUAUCGAUCCAGAUCCUUUUCGUGCUAGAUAUAUCUUAAUAUUCAGUGAUAAUGUAAGUAUAAAGGAACCCAGUUUUGUAUUUCAAUAAAGAUAUUGAACCGAACCAAUCAGCUGUUUUAACUAAUUAUUCGCAUGUUUCAAAAGUCCCUCGACAUAAACAGCCGAAAAUCUCAAUUUGUACAAGUGUGAAUCAAUACCACUAGAUUUAACACACGCAAGCGCGUUCAUGUAUGAAACGCCAUUCACGCCUAUUUCGGCCAUUCACAGUUGCCAUAAUUCACAAUCUAAACGUUUCGCGAUAAAGGGGCUGUA